Pyricularia grisea is the source of this 1869-nucleotide messenger RNA. RefSeq lists its product as uncharacterized. The transcript is spliced from 2 exons. Bases 503 to 1675 code for a protein of 390 amino acids. NCBI's taxonomy places the organism in Eukaryota, Fungi, Ascomycota, Sordariomycetes, Magnaporthales, Pyriculariaceae. The record is from RefSeq and is a predicted model, not a curated record.
UCAAUUCUCUCCCCCACAAAGUUCGCCCCAUCGACAUAUCUUUCCGUCAACGAAAGAGUCGAUAUUCAAGACAACAUUCACUACAUUUUAGCACACUUAUUUUCAUUCAUUCAGUCCCCAUUACAGCAUUGUUUUCUUUUGUUUUUCAAAGGCUCGAUAAUGCAGACUUAAAGCAAUGAUGCAUGACCAAGUUGUCAACAUCAGCGGUGCCUUGAGCACUCCGCAGCUAUCCAACAACAGCGUCGAUGGCCAUCUCAUGGUUGACACUUUGAGCGAGAUGGAUAUCGAUGAUGCAUCGUCUUCAUCACUUCUUGAUCCAACCUCAGACACAGAGCAGUCUGCCGAUUCUUCUGAUGCGAUACACUUGAAGAGACAGAGAAUCACUGAACUUGCUACAUCUGUAGGAAAGCCAGAUGAAUUCAAAGACAACAUGACACGGCCAACGUCUGAUCAUAAGACAACGCAUCAGCUGUAGGACAAGCUGCAUGUUGCUGUCUCGGUGAUGAAUACAGACAUGUCGCCUGGUCCAUCCCAGCACGACGCUGCUGCCCAAGAGUUCACAUCAAGCCCCAUCAGCUUGCCCGCUAGCAGCGACGAGGUUAAUGUACCUGAUCUAGAGGCUUUCGAGGAAGACUUGUUCGCCACAUCCGAUUCCCUCGAUGAAGAAGAGGAGCUUGAGUCGGAGCAUGUCGCCAACCUGCAACGCACGUUGAACCCCAGCGUGCCGGCCAUCGUCUUUACACCUCCGUCUCCCAAACUCACUUCACCUCUCUCACCAGUCUCGUCGGAUAAGGAGAAGAUGUUUGUGGACCAGAACAGUCUGGACCCCGACUGGGUGUGCCGAGAGAAGCUUGAUUUUAUGAUAGAGAAGGAUAGACAGGAAGAGAAGCGGCGGCGCCAACGCAAAAGACGGGGAGUUAACGUUUCUGAGAAGGAGCUCAGACGGCAGAUUAACGAGCUAGAGACGACGCUUGUAGAGGUUAGCGAGGAGAAACGGCAGCUCAAGCAAAAGAAUUACAGGCAAGAGAGACAACUGCGUCAGCUAAGAUCUACACCGCUCGCCAAGCAGGCACUCCAGACGCUUGCAGACGUGGCGGAGAUGGAGAAGAAGACACGAGCUCGAUCCCAAGCUUUUGUGGAUCUGACGGUUCCGCAGGACCAACACAUCGAUUUGAUUAUACCUAUGGAGCAGAGCUAUCCCCGACAAUCAUCUCAGUCGUACCAAAGCAAGACCAGCAAUGCCAAAGCGGUACGGGAGUCGGUGGGAGAGGAGCGUGCCGGCAAACGAAACGAGCUAUUCACAACGGCCCAUGAGAAUGACCUAAUGUCACGCAAGCCCGUGCAAGGUAUCGGAGCGAGUUCGCAUACACCGGCUAAACUUUUGCAACUCGAAGCAAAACUCGAGCAGAAUAGCAGGGAGCGAGCGUUACUGAGAGCAGAGCUGGCUGCCGUGAAAAGUCGGAUGAAGGCGUUCCUGUCUGCAGAAGAUCUGGCCUCCAAGAUGCUUCCGCAUUUGCUGGAAAACUUCGAGGCGGUCAAGAGCGAGAAUAUGAAGCUGGGAGCGGAAAACAUCGUUUUGAAGGGAAAACUGUCACGUCUUCAGAGGGGCAACGCGGGUGAUUCGAUGCUGGCGUUCACAGGUCGUCAACCUGACAACACCAACGAGACAUUGUGAAUCGGAGCGCACUCAUGUCGCAACGAGAAGCAUACUCUUUCCAGGCCUAGUACUGUUAUUUCUUUUUUGGCCUAGUGCUGGUGGUGUUUUUAAGGGUUGGCACUACAAACAAACAGGAGACGGACAUGAAAAAGAUGCCGUCAGAUCAAUGAUGUAACAGAGUAGGAUACUAGCGGUAGUAAUGUUAACCGACU